AUGGUUGGUUUGUGGGGGGUGGGGGGUGGGGGUUGGUGUGAUUGUUAUUUUGUUGGAUUUUGGGGGGUGGUGGAGGGUUGUUGGGGUUGUGUGUGUGGGGUGGGGGGUUGGGGGGGGGGGUUUGGGGUUUUGAGUGGGGGGGUUUGUGUGUGGGGGUGUGGUUGGUGGUAUGUGUUGUUGGAUUGGGUUGGUGGGGGUGAUGGUGGUGGGUGGGUGUGGGGGGGGGGUGGGGUGUGUGGGGGUGGGGGGUGGGUGGGGUUGGGGUGUGUUGGUGGUUGGGGUGGUUGUUUGAGGUGGUUUUUGGUAGGGGGUGGUAUGGGUUGUUGGUAG
Messenger RNA from Knipowitschia caucasica, 330 nucleotides. The record is from the annotation of a GenBank genome assembly. NCBI's taxonomy places the organism in Eukaryota, Metazoa, Chordata, Actinopteri, Gobiiformes, Gobiidae.